AUGGACUCCAGGGCACACAGGCUCCGGGAGCUGAGGCUCGUGGCCCCAGGGUUUGCAGCCCCCAGGCUCUGGAGCAGUCUCCACAGCCGUGGCGCCCUGGGGGAGGUGCUUCGUGGCGCAAUACAUAGACAAGUAGACAUUCUCUCCAUGAUAAGCUAUGAGACCAACAACAGGUAUGAAAUCAAGAACGGCCGUGGGCAGAGGAUAUACUUUGCAGCGGAGGACACUGCUGUGUGCACUCGGCUUUGCUGUGGGUCCUGCAGACCCUUCACCAUGAGGAUUCAAGAUCUCAAGGGCCAAGAAGUCAUCACUCUGAAGAGGCCACUGCGGUGUUCCAGCUGCUGUUUCCCCUGCUGCUUGCAGGAGAUAGAAAUCUGUGCUCCUCCUGGUAUACCAGUAGGUUACGUUACACAGACCUGGCACCCGUGUCUGCCAAAGUUUACAAUUCAAAAUGAAAAUAAAAAGGACGUUCUAAGAAUUAUAGGCCCAUAUUUUAUGUGCAAGUUUUGUGGAAAUAUUGAAUUUAAGAUUAAAUCUCUUGAUGGAAAAAAUGUGCUUGGCAAGAUUUCCAAGCAGUUUACUAAGAUUAUGAGAGAAAUAUUCACACACUACAGUGCCUUUGGCAUCCAGUUUCCUGCCGACAUUGAUGUGAAAAUGAAAGCUGUGAUACUUGGCAUGUGUUUUCUCCUUGAUUUCAUGUUUUAUGAAAACAAUGGCUGCAUUCAACUUUUGACAGGAGGAAUAUGGUAG
This is a messenger RNA of Cervus elaphus (red deer), 750 nucleotides long. RefSeq names its product phospholipid scramblase 2-like. Gene Ontology annotation, biological process: plasma membrane phospholipid scrambling. Gene Ontology annotation, cellular component: plasma membrane. The transcript is spliced from 6 exons. NCBI's taxonomy places the organism in Eukaryota, Metazoa, Chordata, Mammalia, Artiodactyla, Cervidae. Gene Ontology annotation, molecular function: phospholipid scramblase activity. The coding region runs from base 1 to 750 and encodes 249 amino acids. The record is from RefSeq and is a predicted model, not a curated record.